AUGGCGAAUGGAGGUUUCCCUUUCCAAAUGUCGAUGCUCAUAAAGAACAACUAUGAAAAUUGGAGUAUCAAGAUGGAGACGCUACUAGGAGCUCAAGAUGUGUGGGAUAUCAUUGAGAAAGGCUUCAAGGAGCAAGAUGAAACCUCUCUAAGUCAAGGUGUAAAGGAGACAUUUAAGGAGUCAAGAAAGAGAGACAAGAAAUCUAUCUUCCUUAUUUAUCAAUCGGUGGAUGAAAAUACAUUUGAGAAGAUCUCCAACGCAACGACGACCAAAGAAGCAUGGGACAAACUUCAAACUUGCAACAAAGGAGUGGAACAAGUGAAAAAGAUUCGUCUUCAAACUCUUAGAGGUGAUUUUGAAUGUUUAUUUAUGGAAGAGUUUGAGCCAAUUUCUGAUUAUUUUUCUCGAGUAUUAGCCGUAGUCAAGCAACUUAAAAGAAAUGGCAAAGAUGUUGAUGAGGUGAAAGUCAUGGAGAAAAUACUUCGUACUUUAAAUCCAAGUUUUGACUUCAUUGUUAUCAACAUUGAAGAAAACAGAGAUUUAAAGACCACGACUAUUGAGCAACUCAUGGGUUCCUUACAAGCAUACGAAGAAAAACAAAAGAGAAAAAUUAAACAAAAGGAGGCUAUGGAGCAACUACUACAACUCAACGUAAAGGAAACAAAUAAUGUGAAUUACAAGAGCCAAAGAGGACGAGGUCAUGGCCAAGAUCGUGGGCCUGUACGAGGACAUGGAAGAGAAGGAAGAGGCGGUUACAACAACUACUCUAACAAUGGAGAAAGAAGUUGGAAUCCACAAGCAACAAGAGAUCGUGGAAGAGGAAAUUCAUGGUCGAGGUGUGACAAAUCACAAAUCAAGUGCUUAAAUUUCAACAAGAUCGGUCAUUAUGCAUCUGAGUAUGAACGGAGAACAAAGCUCGAUGAUAAAAGUGAGAAAUAUGUAUUUGUGGGUUACGACUCAAGCUCCAAAGGGUACAAGCUCUAUAAUCCAAAUAGUGGAAAGAUCGUCAUAAGUCGUGAUAUGGAGUUCGCAGAAGAAGAUUGUUGGGAUUUGAGUGUUCAAGAAGACAGGUACGAUUUUCUUCCUUACUUUAAGAAGAAUACGAAAUGGAACAACCAGUGA
Lathyrus oleraceus (garden pea) is the source of this 1122-nucleotide messenger RNA. RefSeq lists its product as uncharacterized. NCBI's taxonomy places the organism in Eukaryota, Viridiplantae, Streptophyta, Magnoliopsida, Fabales, Fabaceae. Bases 1 to 1122 code for a protein of 373 amino acids. The transcript has 2 exons. The record is from RefSeq and is a predicted model, not a curated record.